AUGUCCACCCAACGGUAUCUCACGGACCCGGAAAGCGAGACUUCAAGUUCCUCGAAUAAUAAAUCUGAUUAUCUUGGUCUUCCGUAUGACGUGUUCAGACUUAUUCUCAAGAUAUUGAUUUGCUUCGAUGAAAUCCGUAUUGAGCAGUUUUGGGCUUGCAGCAAAAUUGAUGACAAAGAGGAUGAAACUAAACGUUCAUCAGAUAAAUUUUGGUUGCGAAAACACAAUCCACGCAAGAAUCUUUUGGCGAUUAUGGCUGUGAACCGCGCCAUCUACGAGGCGGCUCGACUGGCUUUUUAUAGCUUGAAUCGUUUCAAAUUCAUGGCCUUCGAUCUGCUGCCUGUGUUUCUUAUCGGAAUCCGUCCAAAAAAUAUGCAGCAUCUGCAAGUUGUGUGGAACAGAGUCGACUUUGGAAAAUGGGAAAAUGUCGCCCAAGAUCACAAUCUCAAUCGUUACUUGCUGUCAAAGCCUAAUAACGAGAUCGAGCUGAACUUGAGUCUUCUCAGGGAAGAUUUCCCCACGCCAUUUCCCUUGGAUUAUCCCGAAGCGGAGAGCAGUCGGGUGGUGCGACUAGAAGACGCGAGUGGGAGUUCCAUCUUGAACCGAUGGCGCUAUAAAUUGAGUAUCAGUGCUUGGAAGGUCUAUGACGAUGGAACUAAUCCUUUUAAAAGGUAUGAACAAGAGGUAUCCUGGCGGGGGUGCGCUAGAUUUGAGCUGUGCAUCCAAAAAGAUGAAUCACUGGCAGAUGCCAGUGAUGAACCAGGACCAAGUGAUAAGUAG
This is a messenger RNA of Penicillium malachiteum, 780 nucleotides long. RefSeq lists its product as uncharacterized. The record is from RefSeq and is a predicted model, not a curated record. Bases 1 to 780 code for a protein of 259 amino acids. The transcript is spliced from 2 exons. NCBI's taxonomy places the organism in Eukaryota, Fungi, Ascomycota, Eurotiomycetes, Eurotiales, Aspergillaceae.